AUGGUGUUUCAAGUGGGACGUAACUGGGGAAGAAGUUUACAGUGUUCUGCUUCAGACUGUUUUCCUGAAGCCAUGGAAGAAUUAAUAGUUGAAUUGCGUCUGUUUCUUGAACUUUUGGACCAUGAAUAUCUAACAUCCACUGUCAGGGAGAAAAAAGCAGUAAUAACUAACAUUCUCCUGAGGAUACAGUCAUCAAAAGGUUUUGAAAUAAAAGAACAUGUACAGAAACAAGAAGUUUCCAAUAGUUUGCCUAGUUUGCCUGCCCCACCUCAGAUGCCUCUACCAGAGAUACCUCAGCAAUGGCUGCCACCAGAUAAUGGGCCUCCACCUCUACCAACAUCGUCCCUACCUGAAGGCUACUAUGAGGAGGCGGUGCCACUUAGUCCUGGAAAGGCUCCUGAAUAUAUCACUUCCAAUUAUGACUCAGAUGCUAUGAGCAGCUCUUACGAAUCUUAUGAUGAAGAGGAGGAAGAUGGAAAAGGAAAAAAAAUGAGACAUCAAUGGCCUUCUGAGGAGGCUUCUAUGGACCUCGUAAAGGAUGCCAAAAUCUGUGCCUUCCUCUUGAGAAAGAAGCGAUUUGGACAAUGGACCAAACUACUGUGUGUUAUCAAAGAAAACAAACUACUGUGUUAUAAAAGUUCCAAGGAUCAGCAAGCUCAGAUGGAACUGCUGUUGAAUGACUGCAGUAUCACAUACAUUCCCAAAGACAGUAAAAAGAAGAAGCAUGAGCUGAAAAUCACUCACCAAGGAACAGAUGCACUGGUUCUAGCAGUACAGAGCAAAGAGCAGGCGGAACAGUGGUUGAAGGUGAUAAAAGAUGUUUGUAGCAACUGCACUGGAGCGAUAGAUUCAGAUGGACCAUCAUCUAGUUCUCCGAUACACAAGACAGAACUGGAAAAGAAAUUGUCCUCCGAGAGGCCAAGCUCAGAUGGGGAGGGUGCUAUAGAAAAUGGAAUCGCUGCUGUGUGUAAUGGAAAAGAACAAGUUAAGAGGAAGAAGAGUUCCAAGUCAGAGACCAAGGGCACAGUGACUAAAGUAACAGGGAAAAAAAUAACAAAGAUCAUCAGUUUAGGAAAGAAAAAGCCAUCAACAGAUGAACAGACCUCAUCAGCUGAGGAAGAUGUUCCAACAUGUGGAUAUCUGAAUGUGCUCUCAAAUAACCGGUGGCGUGAACGCUGGUGCAGAGUGAAAGAUAAUAAGCUCAUUUUCCAUAAGGACAGAACAGAUCUGAAGACCCACAUUGUUUCUAUUCCUCUGCGUGGCUGUGAAGUCAUUCCAGGCUUGGAUUCCAAGCAUCCCUUGACAUUCCGUCUGCUUCGAAAUGGGCAGGAGGUCGCAGUGUUAGAGGCUUCAUCAUCUGAAGACAUGGGCAGAUGGAUUGGGAUUUUACUGGCUGAAACCGGUUCAUCUACAGAUCCUGGAGCCCUGCACUAUGAUUAUAUUGAUGUGGAGAUGACUGCAAGCGUCAUACAAGCUGCAAAACAGACCUUCUGUUUUAUGAACAGACGUGUUAUAUCUACUAAUCCAUAUCGGGGAAGCACUGCCAAUGGCUACGCAUGUCCCAGUGGAAUGGCACUUCAUUAUGAUGAUGUUCCCUGCAUAAAUGGAUCGUGGGAACUUGAAGAUGGCUUUCCUACUUCUCGUAGCAGAAACAUGGGAGAAGAAGUGCUUUAUGAUAACGCAGGCCUGUACGAUAACUUGCCGUCUCCGAAAAUCUUUGCACGCUAUCCACCUGCUGACAGAAAAGCCAAUAGGUUAUCUACUGACAAACUCUCUUCUAACCAUUACAAAAGCCCUGUCUCAUCCAAUCUGUCCUCUGCUCAGUCUGUCACUAACACCUCUGCUGUGGGGAGGGGAUCUGGCUCUCAGUUUAAGGGCAAAAAAAGCCCUGCAACUGCAAAUGGGAUCUUGGGAAAAGGAAGAAUUUUAAACAACCAACAGAAGAAAUCUGAAUCAGCGUCAAGUGUGAAACGCACAGCAUCGAAUGCAGAUCAGUACAAAUAUGGCAAGAACCGCGUCGAGGCAGAUGCGAAGAGGUUACAAACCAAAGAGGAGGAGUUGCUAAGGAGGAAAGAAGCUCUGAGGAACAGGUUGGCUCAGCUCCGAAAAGAAAGGAAAGACCUGCGAGCUGCCAUUGAAGUUAAUGCUGGCAGGAAGACUCAAGUGAUUCUUGAAGAUAAGUUAAGGAAGCUGGAAGAGGAAUGUAAGCUGAAGGAGACGGAGCGUGUUAAUCUGGAGUUGGAACUGAUUGAGGUGAAAGAGAGCCUGAAGAAAGCCUUGGCUGGCGGUAUCACACUGGGAUUGGCAAUCGAGCCCAAAUCAGGAACCUCAAGCCCACAGUCUCCAAUUUUCAAGCAUCGAACUCUGGAAAACUCUCCUAUCUCCAGUUGUGAUACAAGUGAUACUGAAUGUUCAAUACCAGUGAACAGUGCAGCAGUGCUGAAGAAACCUCCUUCAUCAAGUAAUUCUCCGUGUCGAGGCCACGUCCUUCGAAAAGCAAAGGAAUGGGAGCUGAAAAACGGAACAUAA
Emys orbicularis (European pond turtle) is the source of this 2529-nucleotide messenger RNA. RefSeq names its product actin filament associated protein 1 (gene AFAP1). The transcript is spliced from 18 exons. Gene Ontology annotation, cellular component: cytosol. Gene Ontology annotation, molecular function: SH3 domain binding; SH2 domain binding. Bases 1 to 2529 code for a protein of 842 amino acids. NCBI's taxonomy places the organism in Eukaryota, Metazoa, Chordata, Testudines, Emydidae. The record is from RefSeq and is a predicted model, not a curated record.